UUUCCCUUACAACCAAUUAGAGGGAUAUGGGCGGCCUUUAUCAACCCUUUAAAAACCAGUCCCGAACGUAGACUCGACAUUCCAAUCCCAGUACUCGGACUGCUGAAAGAGAAUGGCCCGGACCAAGCAAACGGCGCGCAAAUCGACCGGAGGGAAAGCUCCCCGCAAACAACUGGCCACCAAAGCGGCGCGGAAAAGCGCUCCAGCCACGGGCGGAGUGAAGAAGCCCCAUCGCUACCGGCCCGGCACCGUGGCUCUGAGGGAGAUCCGGCGCUACCAGAAAUCCACCGAGCUGCUCAUCCGCAAACUGCCCUUCCAGCGCCUGGUGCGGGAGAUCGCUCAGGACUUCAAGACCGACCUGCGCUUCCAGAGCUCGGCCGUCAUGGCCCUGCAGGAGGCCAGUGAAGCUUACCUGGUGGGGCUCUUCGAGGACACCAACCUGUGCGCCAUCCACGCCAAGCGAGUCACCAUCAUGCCCAAGGACAUCCAGCUGGCCCGCCGCAUCCGUGGGGAGCGCGCCUGAAUCCGGCCUCGGCACCAAGCACAACAAAAGGCUCUUUUCAGAGCCAUUAACUCAGCAGUGGAAAGGGCUGUCAUUUCCUAUUCACUCAACUUUUGUGUUAACUGCACGCCGUGUCCCUCUGACCUUCUCCUGUGUGUGUGUUGUGUAAAUAAUUCAUCCCGGUUUCUACAAACUAACACGGCCCGAACCGAUCAACACAGAGUGAGCAGUUCGGUGCCGUUGGGUUGACGGCAGCGCGGACACCAGAGGUAAACUCCCUCGCCGUCAGGGAGUCUCUUGCCGUGUAUUGCAGGGAAGGUUUCCAGUUUUUGCUGUUAUGGGGAAUGUACUUUAAUAGAUGCAAUUUCCCACUCAUUUCCAGUCGGGGACACAACCGUCUGCAGACGCAGGAAUCCCCGUUCUUUCACGCUGCAAACUCGCCUUAAACCGCAGUUUAAAAUGGCCAGUACACCGGCCGACCGCGAAAAUAAACUAUGGAUCGGUUUUUGGAACCUAAAUGUCCAGAAACAUUGAAUAUACAGAGUUAAAUAACGUUUGGGCUGUUGCAGUGAAAUAAAUCUUCAUCGAAUUAAUGAGCCAAUGCAUAUUCUUGCAGUCAACGGUUCAAAAACUCUUUCGGCGGGCUUUUCAAAUUUCAGCCCAUCCGGGAAACAGGUUUCGGCGCUUUUCUAGUUGCUCUUUGUUCAUUGGCGAAUGAAGCCGCUUUCUGAUUGGGUUAUUGCGCACACCAUAAAAGAAUGGGAAUUUAAUCUCCAGACCCUUAAUGUAACAACCGUGCUCUUCGUGACCCGAUACAGUACCGCCCAGACUGUGUUCAGAACAGUUCCAAUAAUUACCGACCUCGUUUACCAGUUUCUUUGAAAUGUAAUCGCACAUUAAAGAGUUAAGGCGCUGAAAGAGAUGGGAAAGGUAGGGGACAGAUUGACCUUCAGUGCGGAGAGAGACAGCGUAGAGGAUUCCAGCAUGGUUCCGGAGGAAUGGAAAAUUGCAAAGUCACUCCAAUCUUCAAGAAAGAGGGGAGGUAGAACAAAGUAAAUUAUAGGACAAUUAGUCUGAGCUCAGUGGUUAGGGAGCUGAUUGUUAAGGAUGUGCUUUCAGGGUACUUGAAAGUACAUGAUAAAAUAAGCUGAAGUCAACAUGGUUUCCUUGAGGGAAAUUUGUUCAAUUCUUUGAGGAAAUAACAAGCUGUGUAGACAAAGGAGAAUCAGCUGAUGUUGUGUACUUGGAUUUCAGAAGGCCUUUUGACAAUGCACCACACAUGAGGUUGUUUAACAAGUUAAGAGCCAUGGUAUUACAGGAAAGGUACCAGCGUGGAUCGAGUAUUGGCUGAUUGGCAGCAGGCAAAGAGUGGGAAGAAAGGGAGUCUUUCUAAAUGGCAGCAGGUUACUAAUAGUGCUACAUAGGGUUCUGUGUUGGGAUCGCAUCUUUUUACAUUAUAUGUCAAUGACUUGGGGGAUGACUUUGUAGACAAGUUUGUGGAUGAUAGGGAGAGAGGCAGUUAGUGUUGAGGAGCAGAGAGGCUACAGAAGGACUUGGACAGGUUAGGAGAAUGGGCAAAGACGUGCAGAUAGAACACAAUGUUGGAAAGUGCAUGGCCAUGCACUUUGGUAAAAUAAAUGAAGACAUAGAUAAUGGUCUAAAUGGUGAGAAAAUUCAAACAUUUGAGGUGCAAAGAGACUUGGGAGUUCUUGUGCUGGGUUCCCCUGAAGUUUAAUUUGUGGUUGAGCUGGCUGUGGGGAAGGGAAAUGUGAUGUUAGUAUUCAUUUAGAGAGGACUGGAAUAUAAAAACAAGGAUGUAAUGUCGUGUCUUAGUGUGGUACUGGUGAGGCCUCACUUGAAGUGAGCGGUUUUGGGCCCCUUAUCUCAGAACGGAUAUGCUGACAUCGGAGAGGGUUCAAAGGAGGUUCACAAAAAUGACUGCAGAAUUGAAAAGCUUAUGAAGAGCAUUUGAUAGCUGAGUCUGUAAUCAUGGAAAUUCAGAAGAAUUC
This is a messenger RNA of Hypanus sabinus (Atlantic stingray), 2511 nucleotides long. RefSeq names its product histone H3. Lineage: Eukaryota; Metazoa; Chordata; Chondrichthyes; Myliobatiformes; Dasyatidae. The record is from RefSeq and is a predicted model, not a curated record. Gene Ontology annotation, molecular function: DNA binding; structural constituent of chromatin; protein heterodimerization activity. The transcript has a single exon. The coding region runs from base 113 to 523 and encodes 136 amino acids. Gene Ontology annotation, cellular component: nucleosome.